GAAGGUGAGGAUGAGGUGAGCGACGAAGAGGAGCAAGAUGAAGAGGAGGCGGAAGCGGAGGCAGUUGAUUACGAGCAGGUUGAAACUGAAGAAGAAAAAAUUUUUUCCAGGACUCGACGACCCCCAAUCGAGAGACCCGAUGAUGAUCAACCAAAGGAAAUGACUGAAGCCGAACAAGCCAUGAUGGCAGCCAAAAAGCGGCAUGCGGACGACGAGGCAGCCAAGAUGCUCGACUACGAGGAGAGACGUCGUCGUGAACGUGAGCAGCAGGACGAGGAGUUGAGGGAGUUGAAGGAGCGGCAAGAACAGCGCAAAAGACAGCGCGAGGAGGAAGAGCAGGAGAUGGCCGAACGUCGAAGACAGGACGACGAGAGACGUCGCGCUGAUGAGCGUAAACGCGAUGCGGAUCGCUUGAAACGUCAGCAAAUGAUGGCCGGAUCGUUUGCGGCAAUUUCCGGAGAUGGCAGCGGAGCGCGUAAUUUUGUGAUCGAUAAGAGCGAAGAAGCAGGUCGCAAGAAGAUCACCAAUCUCGCCGGGUCCAAAGACGGCAAAGAGAUGAGCAAAGAGCAAAAAGACGAGCUCCGUCGUGCCUAUCUGGCCUCGGUAAGCCGGAAGGCGGACAUAUCGGAGACAAUGGUCAACGAUCUGAAGCAGAAGAUUCAUCAGAUGCACGAACGAAUCUGUAAGCUCGAAGCCGAUAAAUAUGAUCUGGAGAAGCGACACGAGCGUCAAGAGUAUGACUUAAAAGAGCUGCAUGAACGUCAACUACAAGCGGCUCGUAAUAGCGCUUUGAAGAAAGGUCUCGACCCGAAUGAGGCCACCAUAACGCAUCCGCCCAAAGUGAAUGUUGUGUCGAAAUUCGAUCGCCAGACCGAUCGCCGUUCCUAUGGAGACCGCCGAAAUCUCUUUGCAAAGCCACUCGUCAAGAAACAACCGAAGAUAGCACGCGGAACCGCGAGACCUCCACCGGAAUGGGGUCGUCGUGACAACGAAGAGCUCGAGCAGCUGCGUAAGAAUCUCGAACCAGUCAAGUACAUCGAGUUGGUGAAAGCCGAAGGCGAUGCCGCCCGUCCGCCCGUCCAGCCAAUUCCGCUAGUCGUUCCGCAA
Messenger RNA from Anisakis simplex (herring worm), 1107 nucleotides. The record is from the annotation of a GenBank genome assembly. NCBI's taxonomy places the organism in Eukaryota, Metazoa, Nematoda, Chromadorea, Rhabditida, Anisakidae.